Molecule: messenger RNA, 1680 nt
Organism: Mizuhopecten yessoensis (Yesso scallop)
Lineage: Eukaryota; Metazoa; Mollusca; Bivalvia; Pectinida; Pectinidae
Product: serine-aspartate repeat-containing protein I-like
Exons: 1
Source: RefSeq, a predicted model, not a curated record
UCAACAGAUGCAGAAACAGAUGAGGAUUCAGCCAAUGAGGAAACCGAUGCAAAAGAUGAAGACACCGAUAGAGGUCCAACCGGUGAAGAAGUUAUCGAAGGGGGAAAAGAAGCAGACACAGAUGAUGGUUCAACAGACGAAAACGUAGAUGAAGGAGAUGUUGAAGCAACUAUUGAUGACACGUCAGCGGAUGAAGAAACAGAUGAAGGAAAUAUUGAUGCAGAUACAGAUGAUGUGUCAACAGAUGACAAAAAAGAAGAGGAAUCAACAAAUGAAGAAACUGACGAAGGAGAUAUCGAUGGAGUCAUAGAUGAAAUAUCAAAGGAUGAAAGAGCAGAUGGAGACGCCAUUAAUGAGGAAUCAGACGAAGAGGAAAAUGAGGAUGAUUCGAUUAAUGCCGAGGCAGACAGCGAUUCAACGAACGAUGAAUCUAAUGAAGGUGAAAUUGACAUAGAAAGAGAUUCCAUAGAUGAAGAAACUGAUGUAGGUAUAAUUGAUGAAACCAAAGAUAGGGAAUUGUCUGAUAAUAACUCAAAUGUAGAGGAAACUGACGAAGGAUAAAUUGAUACAGCCACAGAUGACGCUGUAAUCGACAAUGUUGAAGCUACAUCUACCGAUGACGACGUGGAAGCUUCAAGAACCGGUAAGGACGUUAAUGAUGCAUCUACAGAUGAUGAUGUUGAAGCUACAUCUGCCAGGGAAGAGGUGGAAACUUCAGCUACAGAUGAGGUUGACGCUAUAGCAUCUGUUAUCGAUGUUGUAAAUACAACUUCUGCCGAUGACGUUGAAGCAACAACUGCAAAUGAUGAUGUUAAUGCAACAUCUGCCACUGUUGAGGUUGAAGCUUCCAUUACAGAUGAUGAAUAUGACGCUGAAACUUCCGGUGUCGAAGUGGCAGCUACAUCUUCUGCCGAUGACGUUGAAGCAACAACUGCAAAUGAGGAUGUCGAUGCUCCUUCUGCCACUGAUGAGGUUGAAAAUUCCAUUACAGAUGAAAAAGAUGACGCUACAACUUCCGGUAUUGAUGUUGAAGCUACAACUUCUGCUGAUGACGUUGACGCAACAACUGCAAAUGAUGAUGUUGAUGCGAUAUCUGCCACUGAUGAGGUUGAAGCUUCAAUUACAGAUGAUGCAGAUGACGCUACAGCUUCCGGUGGUGAACUUGAAGCUACAACUCCCGGCGAUGAUGUUGACGCAACAACUGCAAAUGAUGAUAUUGAUGCUUCAUCUAUCACUGAUGAGGUUGAAGCUUCAAUUACUGAUGAUGAGGGUGUCACCACAAUUUCCGGCGUCCAAGUCGAAGCUACAACUUCUGCCGAUGACGUUGCCGGUAAUAACGUUGAAGCUGUUACUGACGGUAUCGACACGGAAGAGGAAGAAGCUGGUGAAGACACUGAAACAAUGUCUGAAGAGGAAGCUGACACAGAUGUUGAAUGUGUCGUAGAUGUAACUGAUACACUGCUGACCGUAGUAACAUGCGUUUCAAUGGCCGUCACUGAGAGAGUUGUUCCACUGAACACAAUAACGGUAAGUCCAGUUGGAUUGGUAAAUAUCACACCGCCGGAUCCAAAACCAACUUGUCCAUUACUACUUAUCGACUGAGUAAACUGCUGUUCGACCACGACAGGAUCUGGAUCGCUAGUGUAGUAGAGCUUGUAUGUUGUAACCACGCUCCCUUUU